AUGGACAAGCACUUGGACAUAUUUGGGCAACAGCCAUUCUUUACUAUCAACAUUCAGUUAUCCUUUUGCUUCGAUGUACCGGAUCCCUCCUUGUACCCUGCAAUCACAAAAUUGUUAGCCUCUGGUCUGGAGAGACUGUGCACUAGCUUCCCAUGGCUUGCUUCUGAUGUCACCAAUGAAGGAUCAGGUAACGGUAAUUCGGGCAUCUUCACAUUCACAACACCAGAGGACGCUCAUCGUCUUAUCGUCAAGGACCAUCGACAUGACUCCUCAGUUCCGACGAUGGAGGCUCUUCGGCUGGCCAAUUUUCCUAUGAGCAUGCUCGAUGAAGCCGCAAUUGCUCCACGUAAAAUAUUUCCAGACAUUCCAAGUCCAGCCCCAGCUUUCCUUGUGCAGGCAAAUUUCAUAGACGCGGGCCUUAUCCUCACCUUUGUCGCUCAACACAACACAAUGGACAUGACUGGUCUAGGCCACGUCGUUCAUCUUUUUUCAAAAGCUUGCCAUGGAGAAGAGUUUAGCGAAAAAGAAGUAUUGACCGGCAACAUAGCCCGAAGAAACAUUGUUCCGUUACUUGGCAACUCAUACACACCAGGUCCCGAGCUUGAUCGUUACAUUGUCAAGCCUAGGGUGUCUCUCGGCGCUCCUGGUCAACCACCUGCGUCAGCUCCGCAAUGUGUUUGGGCCUAUUUCUUCUUCCCACCAGAAUCUUUGGCGAGUCUAAAGUCGCAAGCUUUGGAGUCACUCACACAAUCUUCUUUCGUCUCUACCGAUGAUGCUCUCACCGCCUUUCUAUGGAAGUCAAUAUCCCGCGCUCGCCUUUAUCGCUUGCCUUCAGAGGUAUCUUCGACUGUAAUGCGAGCUAUGAACGUACGGCAGCAUCUCGGCAUCCCUUCAACCUAUCCUGGACCUAUUCAAAGCAACGUGUACAGCAAAUUCACCCUUCAAAGGGUCGUCGAAGAAUCUCUUAGCUUUCUAGCAUCGAACCUUCGCUCAGCCCUGGCCCCGACGCACUCUGAUUUGGGAGAUCACACUCGGGCUAUUGCGACAUUUCUCAGUCGUGCAAAAGACAAGUCUGUUUUUUCUUUUGGGGCGGAACUCGAUCUGUCAGCAGACGUUAUAAUCAGCUCAUGGGCGAAGGUAAACUGUGCUGAGAUUGAUUUCAAUCUGGGACUGGGAUUCCCCAAGGCUGUGCGGAAACCGCGGUGUAAUACAGUGGAAGGUCUGACAUUUAUAAUGCCUAAAUCUCGUGAUGGUGGAAUUAUGGUAGCGGCAUGUUUGCGAGAUGAGGACAUGAAAAUGCUUAGAGCCGAUGAGAAUUUUACCUCAUUGGGAACAUAUGUUGGCUAG
Messenger RNA from Colletotrichum truncatum, 1347 nucleotides. Its product is annotated as trichothecene 3-O-acetyltransferase. The record is from RefSeq and is a predicted model, not a curated record. Lineage: Eukaryota; Fungi; Ascomycota; Sordariomycetes; Glomerellales; Glomerellaceae.